AUGCGUGUUCUUGGUCCGUGUAUCGAAACUACACGAGAUAUUACACCAUUACUUGUUUCUGAACCAUUAAGUUCAAGAAGUUGUGCUCCUGAUAUAGAUCUUAGUGCUGAAACUGCAUACGUUAAGGAGAAACAACAGCUUAUUGAUAAUGUUCGAUCGUGUUUGACUGCUAUGACAACAACCCGACGUGCCGCUGAUAAUGUUUGUCAACUCUAUAGACGUGGUAUCGACUUCAGUGUAACCUUGAAACAUUUGUUUCAAGUGCAUUCAACAGCAUUUUACUUAAAAGCGGCUACAUCUGCUCAAAUUAAGGAUCUCUUAUCAACUGGUCGACGAUUAUCAUGGCCAGAUCUUCCUAAUAAUAUUAAUGCUUUCAGAACAGAUGUUGGCCAUGAACAAUUAUUCAUAGCUCAAACAGCAUCUGCUAAAGACAUUUCGUCAAAAAUCGAUAGUGCAACAUCAAUUGCAAUGUCAUCAAAAUUAGCUUACCAACUGACUAGACUAUCGUACUAA
Messenger RNA from Rotaria sordida, 513 nucleotides. NCBI's taxonomy places the organism in Eukaryota, Metazoa, Rotifera, Eurotatoria, Philodinida, Philodinidae. The record is from the annotation of a GenBank genome assembly.